Orcinus orca (killer whale) is the source of this 10937-nucleotide messenger RNA. RefSeq names its product cadherin 26 (gene CDH26). Gene Ontology annotation, biological process: adherens junction organization; homophilic cell-cell adhesion; multicellular organism development. The record is from RefSeq and is a predicted model, not a curated record. NCBI's taxonomy places the organism in Eukaryota, Metazoa, Chordata, Mammalia, Artiodactyla, Delphinidae. Gene Ontology annotation, molecular function: calcium ion binding; cadherin binding. Gene Ontology annotation, cellular component: membrane; adherens junction; catenin complex.
UUCAAGGGGCCAGGCUGCAGAGGCUGCAGGGCUGCAUUUCCUUUUCAGGGCGAGGAAGCCUUGAACCAGAAAUCAGAGCUUUUAGGAGUGGUGAGGAGGCCUGGAUGUAGACGGCGGGCGAGCCCUGCCCUGAUGCUGUGACAGUAACCAGCUCCAGGUGACGGCUACGUGCCUGCAUUUCACACCCACCAGCCAGCCUUCUGAGCUCCUUCCUAGAGUGACUCUUCUCCUGAGACCCCCGUGGGCCGCCCCCGUUAGUAAAACGGGACACGACACGGAGAGGCCAGGAGCUUGAGACGAGGCCCUGAGGAUGCCGGGGGGCUCUCCCCACACGGGUGGGACAGAAUGGCUGUUGUGAGCUGGGAGUUGGGCAUUUCCCUUCCUCCAGGUCAGUUAGGGGCUGGUAAAUCCCCAGGUGGUUAGACUCUGGUGAACUCGUUUCUCCCCGAGGGCAGGCCUGAUUAAGAACUGAAUGCUCUGGUGUAUUUCAAAAUGGUUCCUUUUUCCCUCCCCUGCUGGAAGCCAGAGUGAGUCCACGAUCCCCACCCCUCACCCCGCCCAUGCUCACUGUGGAAACAUGGCCAAGCUCCUCCAGGUAAAAUUCACACAAGUGUCGGGGCCCUGACACAGGUACUCCUGGAGCUUCUCUCUCCCAGGCUUGUUCACACUGAGCUUCAGCAAAUCACCAGAGUUCAGAUUUCCCGACCCCAGUGCUGGCCUCUGCGGAAGUUUCUGCUCAAAAAAUAACAGGACCAGCGUUCCACAAACAGCAAAGAUCUUGAAGGUGGUAUUUGAACGACAGAAGUUGGGGAGGCCGGAGAUAAUGGAUGUAGCGCAGCAGGAACACAGUAAGUGUGCUGUAAAGCAGAGCUGUUGUCAUUAUGAUCAUUAGCCCUGGUUAGCUGGCCCAGGGAGAGCAAAGGAGCCGGCUUGUGCUAACCCACUUCCAGCCACCGCCCUCUGGAAAAAGAGAUUGGCUCUGAGGGCAAUGGGGAUAACUACACAGGGGACCUGAGCCACUGUGCCUGGUGGUGAUUCAUUGCCUCCUCUCCAUGAAGCUUCCAGACAACCCCUGCUGAUGGUUGUAAUCAAACCAUCAACUUGGGCUUCCCUCCAGCCACAAAAAAAAGCCCCUUAUGGCUCAAACAGGUGCUCCUUGGGUUUUAGACCACGAGCAAAUUAACGGACUAAUUCAUCCCCGCUCCUCUAAGAACAAUAUUUCAACGCUGUCAAUAGCCACAAACUCCCCACUGGCAGACAAGACCACCCACUGCUCAAGAGACCCCAGGAGGCAGAUGACAUCCUUUGCCUGUGAUUGUUCAGUGGAGUCCUGGGGUGCCAGACCCAGAGAUGGGACAGUCGGCCUCAAUCAUCCUCAACCCCAUCUCCAGGGUGGGACUUCUCACCUGACAGGCUCAGCCCCAGCCAGUUCAGCCCUUAGCCAUGUCAGCCACUAGCGGGAGCUAGAGACGCAUUCAGAACACACCUGGACAGGGGAUCAACAAAGCCUGGUUCUCGUGAUACGUGAAAACAAAAUGGUUUUAUUUACAUGAAGACAAAAAUGAGUGAGGUCGAAGCCAGCAAUGCGAAGUAUGGCUUGGACUGCGGCUGAAGGAUAACCAUUCCCUGAUCCAAAAUGUCAACAUCACUGCCCAUCGUGCUCCUAAGAGAGCUGUGUGCCUGUGAGUCAUGAAAGGAUCUUUUCAUUAUUAUUUUUAAAUGUGCAGGAGUCACUGUCUCAGUUAUAUGAGGACACCAUUGAAGUGACGAAUGGACAGGAAGAUAAGAACAAAGCCGAGGUCCUGGCUAGGUACUGAGAGAAAGGAAAGCAUGGGAGGAGGGUGGAGAAACGGAGUAGAAAGGGGGAGAGAGGAAGGAAGAAAAGAGGAAAGAAGGACAGAGAUAAAGUAUUAUCAGGACCCUCUGGAUUAGAAGUGACAAAAUUGGAUUAAUAGAAAGUGCGAGGAUAUUGAACUCAUGGAAUGGAGAAAUCAAAAGAUGCAUAGGCUUCAGGCAAAGCUGGAUGCAGGAGUCGAAACAAUGUGUCAGCACCCAGUCUCUCCAUCUCUCAAAUCUGCCACAUGUCCAGUAGGCACCAUGGGGCAAUGCUGGCCACAACCCACUCCAUGGCUCCAUCACCCUGCAGCCCAGGGACCCAGGGAAGGAGAGAAACCCAGCAUCUCUAUCAACCCUUUCAAAAGAUUCCCAUUGGCUUGCUUGGGUCACAUGCUCACCCCUGGGCCAAUCACUGGGUCCUGGAACAAUGGGACACUCUGAUUGGCCAGGUUGGGGCCAACCAGGUUAACAGUCCCACCAGAAACCGGCAGAGAAGAGGAGGGAAGUUCCCAGAAGGAAAGUGUUAGACAAGACAGGAAGGGAAGAGGGGGAAACUAAAAUUUCCAGGACAGUUACUCUGUCCAGUUUAAUCCUCUUCAUAAGCCCGCCGGGUAAGGCAUUUUUACCCCCAUUUUCUUGAUGAGAACAUUAAAGCAGUGUCACACCUCGGCGCUUCAGUUCUGCAGACAUAUCAGGUGGUAGGAUUGGACAGUUGUGGAUGGUUUCAUGAGGCCCCAACGCUCCACCACACUACUCAGGAAUAGUCCUGUUCAUGGGCCCCCCGGGCUGCUGGCCAGUCAGGCGGCGUCCUGCGCUCGAAUGCAGCCCUUGGAAUCUUCAAAGGACUUUCGUUACUAAGGAUUCACUCACUGAGCCCUACCAUAUGCCAGGCACUGUGCUAGGUGCUGGAGACACACAGGUGAGUAAGGGACAGUCCCAGCCCUCGGGGAAAGGCAGGCAAUCUGGAAUGUUGGAAACAAACAUUGGUAAAAAUAUCCUUAAGAGUCAAAUCUGGGAAGGCCUUAACUGUGGGGAACCCUCCAGAAAUUUACUUAAUCCAGGAAGUCAAAUUUUUUGGCUAGCAAAAACUUUACCUCUUUGGGAAUAAAUAUGGGAAGGUGGGGAGGGGGUUCUUUGUUAUGGCUUUGGCUUUCUAGGGCGGAAAUAUUUCUUAACUGCAGCACACAUGUUUCCUGAAUACCUGGACAGCAAUCCUCCAGCCCCUAGAACCACCCUGUCCUUCACCAUCCAGUUUCAAUAACCCAAGGCUCAACAUCACGCAUUUCUCUGGUGAAUUCAGUCCUCUCCAGAAUACUUCUGAGGAUUCUAAGAAAUUGGGAAGGAGGGCUUAUACUUUCUGACAGUCACCUAACCUUUCCUCUUGCUUCUGUCCAGUACCCUUAAUGUCUUUGUCAUAGUUGGGGCCCAUGCACUGCUGCAUUUUGCCCCAAACUUGAACACGGUCUCUUUUUCUUUACCCAGUACACCACCCCACCAAGGCUCAGGCAGAGUUACUGGACAUAAAAUUGCAAAAUGGUUUGGCAUAGGAGGAACAUGACAAAGGCAUACGAUACCGCAAAACGGGAAACAGCUGAAAACCGGGUGUCAGAGGAUACCGGCACAGUAAGCCAGCCUCAUCCUAUCACAGGAGCUCCUAACUGCUGUCUCCCCCACCUCACACACAUGGGGUCCUGUUUUCCCAGGUCCACCAGCCCCACUUCCCUGGUGUCCCAUGCCCCACCUCAAAUCUUCUGUCUCUGGGGCCUCCCCAAAGAAUUGCAUUUAGGAGCCAGUGCUCAGAGGACCAGGAAGUGUAAGCUACAAUAGGGAACAUUGCCAUCCGAGAGAGUGAAAAACAUUUCUAAUUGGAACAUGGGGGACUCACAUUUAUCUUAUUCUUCGGAAUAACGUGGCCAAGAUGUCCCCAUUCCAGGCAACACCCUGUAUUUUGCUUCUCGUGACAAAUAAACCCAACAAAGAGUUUUCUCAGGCAGUGAAUUUUCCUUCCACUUCCUAAUGCAGCCAGCAUAGAUUAUGCGCAGUUUUUAAGGAGGACCAUCUCCUGGUCCUGUUCCACUCUCAGAGCAGAUCGCUGUGGCUCUCCACUUCCACGCUGGGAGAAGUUUGGAAGACCUCGAGCCAGCCUUUUAUGGGGGGAGGCUACCGAAGAAGCUGCUAAUCCCCUUGAUCUUGGUCACAAGUCUGUCAUCUUCUAGGUUGUUCUUCUUGGCAGAUAAUCAAAAUGUGCUAAAUGUUAAAACGACUUUCACUUUGGUGUCCAGCAACUUGUGGGUUUGGUAGAACCUCUUCAGAAACCAGUAGGGGUAAUUUGUUUCCUCUCUCUUCUGCUAUUCAAACAUGACUCUAAAGUCUGGCCCCAAAGUAGAGAUAAAACUCAAGUGUGUGUUAUGCUUUGGACCCAGAGGGAUGUGGCUGGGUAAAUAAUGGGUCCUUGUCUUGACGCAUGCUAUAACCUUGAAAUAACCAGAUUGCCAAUGCAGGAAGAGAAAACUCAAGACAAUAUAUUUUGGGAUUAAACACAGUAAACUGUCCUGCCCUUGUCGUGGAGGAGAAGGGUUCCCUGGAGUGGGGGCCACGUUCCCAUCCCGCACAUAGUCAGCUUCUGGGUGGCCACAGACAUUGUGCUUUCAGGGAAUGAAAUCAGACAUCUCAUUCAGUCGCGGCUGUGCCCCCGGAUGGGAGAACAGCCUACUGGGGAGUCUUCCCACAUUCGGUUACAAAGUUGAAAUGGUAUUGUUUUCCAACAGCUGUUACUGUGCUGCCCAAACCCCUUCCUCCCUCAAGUCAGUUGGGUUUCUUAGCUUUUCAGUCACUUUCAGCAGUUCCAACAACUUUACUUGGCUUCUGAAGAUUCCGUCCUGUUCCUUUUUUUUUUUUUACAUCUUUAUUGGAGUAUAAUUGCUUUACAAUGGUGUGUUAGUUUCUGCUUUACAACAAAGUGAAUCAGUUAUACAUAUACAUAUAUUCCCAUAUCUCUUCCCUCUUGCGUCUCCCUCCCUCCCACCCUCCCUAUCCCACCCCUCCAGGCGGUCACAAAGCACCGAGCUGAUCUCCCUGUGCUAUGCAGCUGCUUCCCACUAGCUAUCUACCUUACGUUUGGUAGUGUAUAUAUGUCCAUGCCUCUCUCUCGCUUUGUCACAACUUACGUCCUGUUCCUUUUAAACUUUCAUUUUCCUAAAGAAAUCAAAGCUUACCCCACUGGGGCUGAUGCUAGAACCUCUGCUCUAGCAGCUCAUCUUCCUGGGACACUGCCCUGCCCCCUGGGAAGAGUUGGGAAGCCUGCCUGACCCCAUUCCCCAUCUUCAGCGUGCAUCGGACUUUCCAGGAGGACUUGUUAAAGUACUGACUGCUGGCCCUGAUUCAGUGGGUCUGGGGAUGGGGCCUAGGAAUCUGCAUCACUAACAAUUUCCCAGGUCACACUAAUGCUGCUGUCCAGGGACCAUGGAGAAAAGCCAUGUCAAUAGUUCUAUACUAGCUCUGUGGCUUUUAGACUUUAAGAAAUAUAAUGUGAGUCCUGUAAUAUAAAAUUUUCUAAUAGCUGUGUAUUUUACUACAAUUCAAAUGUUUUCUAAUAGCCACAUUUUAAGAAGUAAAAGGAAAUAAUGAAAUUAAAUUUUAAAUAUGCUUUGUUUAUCCCAAUAUACCCAGUACAUCUCAAAUAUAUCAUUUCAGCAUGUGACCAGUAAAAAAGUGACUAAUGAAAUCUUUUCCCUUCUUUUAUACUAAGUCUUCAAAAAUCAAGGGUGUGUUUUGACUGCAGCACAGCUCAAUCAGCUCUCACAUACCAGGUGCUCAGGAACCAUCUACCAUCCCAUGGCUGCUUUCCUGCAGUUCCAAGACCUCCCCUUGAAAACUCAGAAGCUGCUCUUGCAGAAAGCUCUCCUUGCACCCCUCCUGCCUUGAACCACUUCCCCCAGUGCCUCAGUGUGAACCCACUUUCUCUAAUCUAGUGCUGGCCACACACUGGAAUCACUCGAGGAGCUUUAAAACAUCCUGAUGCUGGGACCCUCCCCCUCCCCAGGUUCUGAUUUCAGUGGUCUGCGGUGCAGCCUGAGCAAGGAGAUCACGUUAACUCUCUCCAGCUUCACAUAAUCAUUUGCAAAAAAUAUGGUAAUGACGGGGUGUAACUGGCUUUCAAGGAAACAAAAUGACCUGAGGAUCCCCACUGGCAUCUCAGCUUUCAUUGCACACAGGAACACAGGCACACACGCAUGCACACCAAUUUUAGCAUCUGCUCAGAGCAGAAUGAUGCGAGGAUCUUUGCAGCAGGGAUCAGUUUCUUAAGAAACUAAUGGUAGAAGCUUAAAUUACUGAUUUGAGACCUUCUAAAAGGAAAGACUUCUCAAAUGCAUGUUUGAGAUGAAUUGACCUUCCUUAUUCAAGUACACAAGUAACAGCAGUGACCGUUUAAGAACCCACGAUGCUGGUUGAGCACCUGGUCUGUGCCAGCACUGUGCUCAAUCCCUGGGGCCACAGGGUGAAUGAGAGCCUGUGAUCCCUGCCCUCAGGGACUUUCAGUCUAUGGAGGAUACAGAUGCAGGACACAAUUACACCGACAGGACAAACUGUAGAUAAAUCCUUGAUUUUCAACAUCAGGAUCAGCGAUGUGAACGAUCGUGCACCCCAGUUCCCUGAGAAGGAAUUUAACAUCAGUGUGAAGGAGAACCACACUGCAGGUGUUCAACCUAUUUUUGAGAUGUUAACAGUGGAUUUGGAUCAAGAAAAUACUCCAAAUUCUCAUGUCCUUUACUUCCUUGUUUCCCAAACACCGUUACUGAGAGAAAGUGCCUUCUGGAUUGACCGUAUUAGUGGAGAAAUACGACCGUCAGGAUGCUUCGAUUAUGAGACUGCUCCUCGGCUUGCAUUACUCAUCAGAGCGGGGGAUUGUGGAGGACCACCGUGGUCAUCCACGGCCAUGGUUCACAUACGUGUGCGAGACGACUACAACCACAUGCCACGUUCAGCCGCGACUGCGUAAGGCUAUAACAUUUAGAUAGCGGAUGGCCGAGCCAGCCAGGGCGUGUUAUGUCUUGAGGUCCAAGAUGGUGAUUCGCCCUUUACGUCAGCAUGGAGAGUGAAGUUCAAUAUAUUAAAUGGCAAUGAAGAGGGGCAUUUUGACAUUUUGACUGAUCCUGAGACCAAUGAAGGGAUUUUAAAUGUAAUCAAGCGGCCGCCUUUGGACUGUGAGACUCAGCCAGUGCGGAGCCUGGUCGUGGCCGUGGAGAACAAGGAGCCGCUCUUCUCCUGCGAAGGGGGGCGGCUGCAGAGGCCCCAGGCUGCGGCCAGCACCACCGCGAGUGUGCGGGUGGCCAGCGUCAACGACCCGGCCGCCUUCCUCCCCGGGACUUUCAUCAUCAGUGAAGGCGUCGGCGCUGGGCCUGGGACUCAGGUGGGAAUUUUUAAUGCUACUGAUCCGGACAGAACUGCCAGCCGGAUAAGAUACGAAGUGGCUUAUGAUCCGGCAGAUUGGGUCAGUGUAGGUGAGCUCUCAGGGGCAGUACUCACCAGGAAGCAAGUUGACCGCGAAUCCCCUCAUGUGAAUGAAAGCUUUCACAUGAUCAUCGCUCAUACUGUUGAUGAUGGUGUCCCGCCACGGACGGGGACGGGGCCCAUGCUGCUCUUCCUGUCAGACACCAACGACGACACGCCCACCCUCCACCCAUGGUCUCAAUACCUGGAGGUGGAGUCUGCAGGAGGCAGGCCCCGCCCCAUCGAGGCGGAGGACGGGGCCCAGGAGCCCUACUCCCACCCGUUCACCUUCAGAUUGGACAAUACGUGGGCAAACACAGAAGACACGUGGAGGCUGGCGGAAAAUAAUGGUGAGUCGCUCAGUGGAACAUAUGCUGAGAAGCCUCCGCGUGGUGACUACUUGGUGCCGCUUUUCAUCGGAGACAAACAGGGACUUUCCCGGAAGCAGACUGUCCAUGUGAAGGUCUGUUCCUGUCCCGGUGGAUUCACAUGUGCAGACCCUCCGUCGGGAGCCGGGCUCCUCCAGGGGGUCCUGGCCUCUCUCUGUGCAGCGUUCAUAGCUCUGGCAGCCGCUCUGCUUUUCCUGCUGAGAUGCUAUUUUGUGUCUGGCCAGAGGCAGGGCUGCUCUAUCCCACGUGAGGAAGGCAUCCAGACCCUGAUCAUGUGGAACGAUGGGAGUGGAGCUGCCCCGUCCAGGAAAGGUCAUUCGUCAGGGAUCAGAUGUCAGCCCUGUCCGUCAACACAGCCGAGGCAGGUGCCACGCUGGGCGCUAAGGCCUGAUCCACACCUGCCUCCACCCCAGCGCCACCUGCAAAGGCCCUGCGAUUCUGCUCAAGCUCACAUGCCUUCGCCUCCCAGCUCAGGUGUCAGAUGACCCGGGGCCCACAUUCCAGUCUGUCCACUGCUACCAUUACGACUUUUUGCCACAUGCAGAUGCCACUUGCACUAGUGUAUUAAAAAACUUGUUUUUCUUUAAAUGGACUUGCAUACCAAUGAAAUACACUUCUUUAAAUAGGAAAUUUUAUAUUUCAACUGUAAAUGAAAAACCAGUUUUGCUUGUAUAAAGAGCAGGUAAGUGCUCAUAGAAAUAGAACCCAGUAAUUCCAGGUAGAAAAUGUGGAAGGAGAGAGAGAGCCAAGCCAGGCUGGCACCCGAUGGAGACUUUCUCCUGUUGUCAUUAGGAGUAUGGAAGAGGAAUUAGAAAGGGACUAAUUUUCUUGCUGUGCAAUUCAAUGUCAUUUAAAACCCUGUUCCCGAACUGGCUGAACCUUCCCUUCUCUAAGAGGACGAUGAUCCCACUUUGAAAAAGAGCGAGUUGACCCAGGGCUGCCGUCAUUUAUUGGGCAGGUGCUUGGCUGGGGUGAGCAGGUCCAGGUCCAGAGGGCAUCUGCCCACCAAUCCACGCUCCCAGGGGAAGGGAGUGCAGAGACUCCUGGGGGGCUGGCGGGGGCCUCUCUUUCCUUAACUGGUCUGUAAGCUUCGGGAGGCCAGAGCAUUGCUCCUGGUAAGCACACUAAGAGCUCUGAUCCACUGAGCGUGCCCUGGGGUUUGCACUCUACGAGCAUAAUCCCACUGCAUUUUCACCAGACCCGUGCAGGAGGGGAGGACACCAAGGCCUGUGGCUUCUAUUUCUUGGAGUGUCUCUGGGUCCCCUUUAUGAUGUCCUGCAAAUAGCAAGUGCACCUGUGGUGGCUGCUUGAGUCGACAGCCAUUCGCAUACUUGCCCUAAGUGAAGUUGUCACUUAUGAUUUAUCAGGUAACCUGAUAUUUUAAAAUCUGUGACAAGACAUGAACUAUCUUAAAACUGUUGCUAAGGACCAUUGCCUGCUUUAUUGUCUUUGAAAUUUUAUUGCAUGAUUGAAGGGCUUAUAUUAAAAUAAUAGAAACCCAAAGCAAAAAUUGUCCACACUCCUAUCCCUAAAUCUAAGCAAUUUCAUUUGUCUGUGUUACCCUCUAGAUCUUGUCCGUGGGCAUAUUCAAUUGUCAGGUGUCUAUAACGUCAUCGGUAGAAUGUUAGAAUCGACGUCUUCAAGUCACAUUGGGGCAUGCAGUUCCAUUUCACUAUAGUCCCUUUUCCUUGCUUCUCUCCACCUUUCCUUUUCUACUCCCACUCCACCACCUCCCCCAUCAUAAUGCCCGUUUUAUUUGCAUAUGAGUAUCUGAGCAGGGAGAGGUGUGCCUUCGUUUUCAACUGGAGGGAGACGUGUUGUCUUUGGAGUUUCCCCCAGCGUUUUCCCCCAGGAUUUAGGUGAAAUGCUGCCAUCUUCGCCAAGUGCAUCAGACCAAGUCCACUUCGUGCUGGGGACUCUGGUGAGUUCCACAAGCUCACUCCCUCCUGCUGGGACUUCACUGAUGACUGACAGCUGGUUACCUUGAGAGGCGGCCCUUCUAGAAGAUUCUGUGAUAUGGGUAGAACAAACACAUAGUCAGUGAAAACCUUCUCAUCUGUCUACCUAGUUAUUGUGAUCGUUGGUUGUUACUGAGUUGUUAUUUGAUAGUGCAGAUCAAAUACGACACUUCUCAGAACAGCCGCAGAUAGAUACAUUUCCCUGUGUCCAUCUUAUAGAGAUCAUCUGUAAGAUCAAGAGCAAUGGCCUUGGCCCUGGGCAAAUUCCAGCCCAGUGAUUCCAUACCUCCUGCCAAAUGGAACCUCAACUCCCCUUUAUACACUCCAUGUACAAAUUCUACAACUGUGGCUUUGCUUUUUAACAUGACUUUGCAGACUCACAAGAAGUUGUAAAAAUAGUUCAGAGAGUUUCUGUAUACCUUUCACACAGCUCCCCCCAAGAAUAACACUGUAUAUAACCAUAGUAUGCUUUCAAAACCAGAAAACUGACUGUGGUACAACACUAUUAGCACAGGUCUCAAACACAGACCUUAUUUGGACUUCACUAGUAUAACUAGCUAUUAUUUUAACAAAAAAUUUACUUUUCUGACAAGAACUAAACGAGGUUCUCAAGGUCCAAAGAGCCACAGUUUUUAUGAUGGAAACUUCUAAAAAAUAAUUCAAGAUCUCUAUAAUUCAUUAUCUUUUCUCAGGCUGAGUUUGCGCCAAGAUUACAAAUGUGCUCUUCUUUUUUGUGCAGACACGGUGCCAUGAAUCCUUGAAAGGGCCUGUGUAUGAUAGGUGUGUCCCUCUGGUCCUGGAAGGGCCAGCUUCACAGGCGUGGAACCCGGUCAGUCCCACAGGGCCCUGUGCUCAGAAGGGCCCUGUGCUUGGUUAAUGCUCUACGGUCACCAUCCUGAAAUUCUGCAUAUCUGGACAAGGGGCUCCCAUUUUUAUUUUGCACUGGGUGCUGCAAAUUAUGUAGCCGGUCCUGAGUCUUAGGGGUUGCGUGCGUCUCAUUCACAGACUUUGAGGCCAUGCUCAUGGCACAAAAUGAGUCUUAUAGGGAUUUUGUGGACCCAAGAUGGGGCUCAAAAAUCUUAUAUUCUCAUGCUCCAUCCCCACAAAGCAACUAUAAAACUCACCCAUGGAUUUCAGCUAUGAACACCUACACGGCUAUCGUUAGAAUUAUUAUACCUUUAGCGCAGAAACAAAAGGCAAUGUGAUUACAAGAAUUUCUGGCUGUGUGUUUGUAUCCUUGGGUAAUUUAUAUGAAACCAAUGAA